AUGGGAUCACUGAUUUGCCCCAUUGUGUCACAUGCAGCUGUGGAUGCCAGCUCUGUGAUCACUACCCGGGAUUUAAAGGAGAAGAAGGAAGUUGUGGAGGAGGCAAAGAAUGGAGGAGACACACCUGCUAGUGGGAACGCUAAUGAGGAAAAUGGAGAAGAGAACGGAAAUGAAGAAGAGGAAGAAAGCGACAAGGAAGAGGAGCAGGAAGAAGGCAAUGGUGAGGAAGAGGAUGGAGAGGAAGACAAGGAGGCUGAGGCAGCUAUGGGCAAACAGGCAACUGAAGAUGAUGAGGAUGACGAUGCUGACACCAAGAAGCAAAAGACUGAUGAGGAGCAGAAAAGGAAAAAGUAA
Molecule: messenger RNA, 354 nt
Organism: Diceros bicornis minor
Lineage: Eukaryota; Metazoa; Chordata; Mammalia; Perissodactyla; Rhinocerotidae
Product: prothymosin alpha-like
Exons: 1
Coding region: 1-354 (117 amino acids)
Biological process (GO): positive regulation of transcription by RNA polymerase II; negative regulation of apoptotic process
Cellular component (GO): nucleus
Molecular function (GO): histone binding
Source: RefSeq, a predicted model, not a curated record